This is a messenger RNA of Aspergillus campestris IBT 28561, 2127 nucleotides long. RefSeq names its product CorA family magnesium transporter. The coding region runs from base 73 to 1848 and encodes 591 amino acids. Gene Ontology annotation, biological process: mitochondrial magnesium ion transmembrane transport. Gene Ontology annotation, molecular function: magnesium ion transmembrane transporter activity. Gene Ontology annotation, cellular component: mitochondrial inner membrane. The record is from RefSeq and is a predicted model, not a curated record. NCBI's taxonomy places the organism in Eukaryota, Fungi, Ascomycota, Eurotiomycetes, Eurotiales, Aspergillaceae. The transcript is spliced from 3 exons.
GUUAGCUAACUGAAGACACACGGGGAGCAAUAAUCAAGACCAGCGCUGUUUCUGACCCGGUCAAAGACAGAAAUGCUGUCCCCGAAACCAUCCGUCCCCUCGACAUCUCUCCUCCGCUAUCUCCGCUCCCAGACCGAGUCUCCCUCGUUCUUCACGCCGAGUGUCUCCUGUGCACGGCCACCCCGGAGAGCGCAGCCGCCGCCGUCAUCACGUCCGGUAUCAGCCGCUCACGACGCAUGGACUCCCUCAUCGACAUGGAGGGAUAGCGGUGCAGCCCCGUGUCGGCCAUCGCUAGAAGCCAGCUUUUUCCCCAUCCCGAGAUUCUCGCCCCGAAGUCGCGGCGGCGCAUCCGCAUCCCGAUGCCGAGCGGCGUUUGGCCAGAACCCGUCGUACGCUGCGCAGUCGUUGCUAGCCCCCUCGCGGGCGUCGUCUACCAAAAGUCGUCCGUUUCUGCGCAGGCUGCUCGACUUCAGACGGAAUAAGGAGGCGGCGAAUGCGAAACUUGAGCAUGGCGCGGGCGCCGGCCCGUUGUUGAAUGAUGAGCGGGAGGGACAUUUGAAUUUCAGGCGGUCAUUGGCUGCGAAGGCGUCGAAUGAGUUGCGGUUGAGGUGUACGGAGUUUGAUUCUAAUGGGGAUGUUACACUGGUUAAUGGGGAGUUUAAGAAGACGGAGUUGAUUGCUAAGUACGGCCUUCUUCCCCGAGAUCUACGCAAAAUCGACUCAUCCACCCUCCCGCACAUCUUGGUGCGCCCGAGCGCCAUCCUCAUCAACCUCUUGCAUCUGCGCGUCCUGAUCAAGUCCGACCGCGUCCUGGUGUUCGACGCCUACGGUUCCACCGACUCCUACAUGCAGUCGCUAUUCGUGUACGACCUUGAGGGAAAGCUGCGGCAGAAGCAGUCGCAGGGCGACGGUGUCCUCCCGUACGAGUUCCGCGCGCUGGAAGCCAUCAUGAUUAGCGUGACCACGGGUCUGGAGGAGGAAUUCAACGGCGUCAAGGAACCCGUCGUGCGGGUACUUCGCGCUCUCGAGGAAGACAUUGAUCGGGAGCAGCUGCGCCAUCUCCUUAUCUACUCUAAGCGUCUGGGUACCUUUGAGCAGAAGGCACGGCUGGUUCGUGACGCCAUUGAGGAUCUCCUUGAGGCGGAUGAUGAUCUGGCUGCGAUGUAUCUGAGUGAGAGCGCCCAUGGCAUUCAACGCCCGGAGCAUGAUCACCAGGAGGUGGAGAUGCUUCUCGAGUCGUAUCACAAGGUGUGCGAUGAAAUCGUGCAGUCCAGCGGUAACCUGGUCACAGGUAUCCGCAACACUGAGGAAGUCGUCAAAGCCAUCCUCGACGCCAACCGCAACUCCCUCAUGCUCCUCGACCUCAAAUUCAGCAUCGGCACCCUCGGCCUCGCAACAGGAACCCUCUUCUCCGCCCUCUACGGCAUGAACUUGAAGAACUUCAUCGAAGAGUCCGACCUCGGCUUCGGCGCCGUCUCCGUCACCUGCUUCGCCAUCACGGGUGUCGUCUGCCUCUACGGCCUCGCCAAACUACGCAAGCUCCAGCGCGUCCGCAUGUGGGGCGAGUCCGGCGCCGGCGCCAGCCCCCUGGUCCACCUGCCCACCCGCACAGGCACCUACGCCGGCCGUCGCUCUAACUGGCGCGCUGACUCCAUCGAGCCUGUCUGGGGAAGCCUUCCCGGUGAAGGUCGCAGCGAGCGUCUGAAACGUCUGCGGGAUGGCGCUGCUGCUGCUCAGCGCGCGGCGGCCACGUCGGCCGCGAGGAACGCAGCGGCUUCUAAGCGCAACGCUUCGUCCUCGGAUGUAAAACCCGCUGCUGCUGCUUCUCCUUCCCAGGAGUCGACUUAAUUGAGCUUAUGCUAUUCCUGUCCAAUACCAUACUACAUGCACGUGAUGCUGGAUUGACUGUGCAUUUGGAUUUGGUUCGACCGGUGAUGAUUCUCCCCUCCCCUCCACUCCACUCUUUUGGCUUUAGGUGGCUGGGUGAUGUAUAGACGUUUGUUUGGUGUAGGGAGGUAGAUGGAUCCACUCUCUUCUCAUUCCUUUCUGGUUCUCCUGUUUUUUUGCCAUUGGCGCGGGGUUUCCUCGGUUCUGUUUUGGGUUAGAUAGAGUAGAGGUAGAUAUACU